CAGGUUGCAAGCUCACUCAACUAGAAGUGUUGCAUCCUCUUGGGCGCUGGCUCGUGAUGCCUCACUGGCAGAUAUUUGUAGAGCUGCGGGCUGGGCGACCUCCAACACGUUGGCUAUAUUCUAUAGCCUUCAUGUGGAGCCGGUAUCCUCCUGUGUUCUCACCUCAAAUGUGUAGAAGCACUGAGAGGCCCCGGCUUGGGGUCGGCUUGCUAAAACCGCUCCAGAGAGUCCAUAUCAUAGACCCUGUCAAGCUCCUCCGUCCCUUCGGGCAGCCAGAUGUGGCAGCAACAUAUGGUAACCCUUGUUCCCUGAAGGAGGGAACGGAGACGUCACAUCCCGUCGUCAUAGUUUCUGUACCACCGGUGAGCGGCCGGGUUACUGGCUCAGCUCCUCAGUGAAAACUUGAAUAUGCGCUGCACCUGCUGCCUACUUAUACUCAUGCUGUGAUCAGCGGCAGCUGGAUGCAAUAAUUGCAUGCCAAUGUGCAUUGGCUCGUUUAGUUUACACUCAAAGUAGAUUGGUCUCUCUAAGCGAGAUCCCAAUUUGUCCGUCAUCCAUCAUGACGUCUCCAUUUCAUUCCUUUAGGGAACAAGGGUUAACAUACGUAACCGAGACGUUAGUAAAUUGACUUGAAUUUUAGGUUUUUGCAAAGUGUUGCCCAUGAGUGCAUAAUUAAUCCCAAGAAAUUUUAGAAUAUCUCUUAUAUAUUUCCCUAAUGACAAAUCGGUAAAUAUAAAACCAAGCAAGUCCUCACUACUUUCCGCUGCAGCACAACCAUCUGUGGAUACUGUAUGUUUGUUUACAUUUUUUUCUGACUGUGGUUGCUUUAUUUCUUUAUGCAACAAUGAUAAUUGAAGCUUCAUGAAAUGUCUUUUUUUAGUUAUGUGUUUUACUGACCUUUGACUAAUAUUGUUUUAUGUUUGGUAAUGCUGCAAAAUAUUUGUUCAUUUCAUGUCAUUUGAAGGACUAUCCAUACCAUGAUGGAUAACAUGACGUAUCCUGUGAUACUGACACUUAUGAUGCCAAAAGACACUAAAUCAUAUAGGCAUGUAUAUUUUAUUUGUUUUCUUGCAUUAUAUGUGCUCAUCUUGUCAAUUAAUAUUCGUCUUGUUAUGGUCAUUGUCAUGGAGAAAGCUCUUCAUGAACCAAUGUACAUAUUCCUGGGUCAUCUUUGUGUAAACGGGAUUUAUGGAGCCUCAGGAUUCUACCCUAAAAUGUUGUUUGAUUUAAUAUCAGAUUCAUAUGUGAUCUCCUCUAACAUGUGUACUUUGCAAACCUUUGUUAUCUACAGCUCUUUACUUUCUGAGAUCACAAUAUUAACAGUGAUGGCUUAUGAUAGAUAUGUAGCCAUAUGCAAACCUUUAGACUAUCAUUCCAAAUUAUCUAAAAACACCUGUGUAAAAUUAGUUCUGCUCUCAUUGCUUGUUUCAAACUCCUUGUCAGUUGCAUCAGUUCUGUUAUCAAAGUUAAGGCCCUUUUGUAAAUAUCACAUUGACAAAUUAUAUUGUGACAACUGGUCAAUUGUAAAACUGUCUUGUGCGUCAAAUUUUGUUAACAAUGUCUUAGGAUAUGCCAUGGCUGUCCUAUUUUUAAGCUUUAUAGUUUUUAUCAUAGUGUCCUACUUUAAACUGAUCUCUGCAUGUAAAGCAUCAUUAGAAAACAGAAAGAAAUUUUGGCAAACAUGUCUGCCACACAUAUUUUCACUUAUUAAUUUCACUGUUGCUUAUCUUUUUGAUAUUAUGUAUAGCAGAUAUGGUGCAAAUGACAUUCCAGAGAGUUUGCGUAAUUUUUUGGCUCUAGAACUGGUUAUAGUCCCACCUGUGUUCAAUCCUCUUAUCUAUGGGUUAAAUAUUAGAGCAGUGCGCAAAAGAGUUUUCACUUCAUGUGUUGCAUCAAGAGUAAAUGUUUCACAAACAAUCAAAACUUAAUUAUGUGCUAAAACUGAUACAAAUGUGUAUUGCUUUAACAAUGAAUUGUGACAAACUGUGAGAAAAAGUGUGAUUUUUAACAAACAUAUUUAUGGUGUGAUGUACAACCUGGAAAAAUAAAAAUAUGUUGUGAAUCUAAUAAACACACAGCCUCAGCGUGUUGUCAGUUGCAUUUCAUCCGAUCCUUCAAGCUGUAUGACUAUUAUGU
This is a messenger RNA of Cyprinus carpio (common carp), 2136 nucleotides long. Its product is annotated as olfactory receptor 52D1-like. Gene Ontology annotation, molecular function: olfactory receptor activity; G protein-coupled receptor activity. The record is from RefSeq and is a predicted model, not a curated record. Gene Ontology annotation, biological process: G protein-coupled receptor signaling pathway. NCBI's taxonomy places the organism in Eukaryota, Metazoa, Chordata, Actinopteri, Cypriniformes, Cyprinidae. Gene Ontology annotation, cellular component: membrane.